This is a messenger RNA of Cyclopterus lumpus (lumpfish), 1195 nucleotides long. It is a transcript of the gene cmc2, whose product is annotated as C-x(9)-C motif containing 2. The coding region runs from base 395 to 631 and encodes 78 amino acids. Gene Ontology annotation, cellular component: mitochondrion. NCBI's taxonomy places the organism in Eukaryota, Metazoa, Chordata, Actinopteri, Perciformes, Cyclopteridae. The transcript is spliced from 5 exons. The record is from RefSeq and is a predicted model, not a curated record.
CGUUGUCACUCAUUCGUCAAACAGUUACGAAAGCAGGCAGCGUGUCCUGUUGGUUCCUGUUUUUAUUGUAGGUUACAUUCAUGUCAGUUCAAGGCCAGCAGACUUAGUCCAAAUUAUUGAAGCGUUAUAGUAACCUGCGUCGAUAAAACCGCAGUCCCUCAGUUGCAGGAAUUGAACCUGCUGUGUUACAAACGGUUAACGUCAGUUUAGCAGUCCGCUAGCUAACGUGACGUUUCACCGAGGUUUGCUGAGAAGCUUGACACAGCCUUUCAACUGUCCAGAGGAGUCAAGGUGAAUGCACGUAACGUUGGGUUUCCACACUGUUACCCCCCUCCUCUCAUUCUGCCUCUCUGUGUUUGCAGUAUUGCCGCAGUGGUACAGCCCUUAACUCAGCAUGCACCCUGACCUGUCACCUCACCUCCACACAGAUGAGUGUAAUGAAUUGAUAACUCGCCUGAUGCAGUGUCACACGGAGCACAAUGUCCUGAAGUUCUUUGGCACGUGUAAUGAUAUGGACCGCGCUAUGCGUCACUGCCUAAAGAAAGAGAGACUGGAGAAGCGGGAGCGCAGCAAGCAGCAUGCACAAGAGAUGAGACGGAGGCUGAAAGGAAAGCCCAUGGAGCAGCUCUGAAGGACAUUUUUACUGCAACUUUGCCACUAUUCAGAUAAUGGGACAUUGAAUUAAGAAUGACACGGUGAAACAUGCCUCCCCUGGUGUUUUUAUAAACCAUCAUGGUUAAGAUGCAUAGCUUACUCCUUGCGUGAGCCCUCCUUUUAUCCCCUGUGAGGACUAAAACUUGCAGUGUUACAAAAACAAUUUUAGAAUUACAUAAAGACAACAGCAUCUAGUACUUUGGAUCAAAGAUUGCUUUAUGGUAUCAUCAUUUAUUCCCCCUCUGCAGUAUUGUACAGCUCCAUCAAAGAGAUAAGUGUAGCUGCUUAUGUUGGCAGGACACAUCAGGAAUAUUCUGGUGGCUGUUUUAUUCAUGGGAACAGGGAAAGUCAAUUUCAGGGUAUCAGAUGCAUGGAAUAAAGACCCAAAACAGGACGGCCAGUGGCUGUGUUUUACUCUCAAAGUAAACAUACACCCAUGGACAUGCAUAUCGAACACACUCAUUGAUGUGUGAAGGUUUUAUUUGAACUGUAUUAAAUUGCGUUUUAAUAAAUUAAAAUUAUCAGUAAGUUUAAGAAUCAA